AUGCUGACUUCAAGGAGGUCUAUGGUCUGCGAAACAGCCGAACCUGAGUAUUUCAUGCACGCAAGGAUCAAAAACCCUGGUCCGUCAAACAGUUCAGCCGACAAUAGUAGCAAAAUCCACAUCCUCCAAGACGCGCUGUCGGAUAUUCUCAAAGAGCUAAGGGGCAUCGCCGAGACUUGGGCGCAAGACUCUAUCAAUUUUGCAGUCGUGGCCGUUCCGACGUAUUUCACCGAAGAUGAUCGCAACGCCGUCAGACAAGCUGGAGAUUCCAUCGGCUUGGACGUAAUCCGAAUAGUAAAUGCAUCCACCGCUGCCGGGAUUGCGUACGGCAUAGACAAGUCGGACGAUUUUGUUCAUGUUGUCUUUCUUGAGCUGGGAAGAGAAAGCUUUGAGGUGUCCGUUGUCGAAGUUGACAUGGGAGUUUUCGACCAUCAUACUACAGUCAGCGACCUCGAACUCGGUAAGAAGAUAGGAGGCCUGGUUGAGGACCAGAAGGCAAGAGGAAACCACCACUUUCGCGCGGAUGAGACGAGCCUACUUGAGCAGACGUUAGUUUCUGUCGAGAGGGCCAUUCAAGAGGCCAAUCUUACCAAGACGGAUAUCGCUCACGUCGUGGUCACGGGCGAGUACACGCGAGCUCGAGAGUUUCGGGGUAUCAUGGAAACCUAUUUCAACGGGAAACGGCUUGCGGUCUUGGACGAUCAAGGCGAUUCAAGACUAGAACCGGAGAACCUGGAUCACGACGAAGCCGUCACCUUCGGCGUCGCCGUCCUCGCCGACAUCCUUGCCGGACAUGAGAGACACUCGGACAUCCUCGGAAGAUUCUCUCUGCAGCCGCGAACGCUGAGCGUCGAGACCGUCGGCGGCGAGGCGUUGCGCGUGUUUCAGCGGUGGACAAUGCUGCCAGCCAGCAAGACUUUGCACCUUACCACGCCGGUAGACGGCCAGACGAUAGUCGUCAUCUCGGUCUUCCAAGGCGAGGUUCCCGAGGUCAGGAAGAACGACGAGGUGGUCAGUCUGAGGCUGGAUUGUGUUCCGCCUGCGCCCCGCGGCAUUCCCAAGGUCACGCUGGUGCUUGAUAUAUACUCGGAUGACGUGGGGAAUCUCAAGCUCAAUGCUACCGCGCACUUCGUAGGAGCGAAUGAGGAUUGCCGAGAUGGUGCCACGGCCGUCCUGCACGAUUUCUCGGCGGUCGACUCCAUCACCAGCGAAGAGUUCGAACUUGAGGCAGCGUAUGCCUACGACAGAACUGGGAGUGAGUUGCCCAGGGUUUGUGUUAAUCGCCAAAGCCGGCUUGAACAGCACUACAUCACAACAGAGGGGUUUUAA
Molecule: messenger RNA, 1329 nt
Organism: Colletotrichum destructivum
Lineage: Eukaryota; Fungi; Ascomycota; Sordariomycetes; Glomerellales; Glomerellaceae
Product: Putative Heat shock protein 70 family
Exons: 1
Coding region: 1-1329 (442 amino acids)
Cellular component (GO): cytoplasm
Molecular function (GO): ATP-dependent protein folding chaperone; ATP binding
Source: RefSeq, a predicted model, not a curated record